AAGCAGCAUCGCGGUGGAGCUGGAAAGGCGACUUCUGGUGGACGGACAGCCUCCUCCUGCAUGUAGGCACAGAGGUCGCAGAGAAGAAACUCACCGCUUCAUGUUACCUCCAUGUAGCUUCUUAGUCGAGUGUGUAGAGCUGCAUUUACUGCAAAUGAUUAAACACGAGGAAAUUAUGACUGAGAACAUCUGGGUGCGGCACACUUCAGAGGAAAAGCUCUCGCUCAGCCGGAGGUCGAACGCAUUUUUGCCUUUUGUAUUUCCUUGCUGAAUGUCGUGGACAUUUUGGAUUUUUUUAAAUGUUCUGUGUCAUAAAUUCGUACCAUUUACGAACCGUUUUGCUGUCGUCAUCGCCUUCGUUUGGUUUUUCCGAGUCACACUUGGAAGGUAAUAGUUUAAAGUGUGCAAACAACUAGGGACGAUAAAGAACUUGAGGGCGGCUCGCUGAGGAGAAUGUGCGCACUGGGCCAGCUUCGAGUUGAUCUUUAAGUGGGCAACGUUAGCUAGCUGCUAACACUAGCCAAACCCUACUGAACUACCGACAAGGAAAUCUGUGGAAGCUAGCUAAUGCCCACUUCUCCAAGUAUUUUUUGGAUAGUAGGACCCUGUCUGUAACCUGGACAUCACCACACGGAACACUGACUCGACGACAAUUUAGAUAAGCAUAUUGUCAUUGGAUCUAUCAUCAACCAUCCACUGGGAUCCAGGCGCUUGAGUCCUAAAUGACAAGUGCCUAAGGAUGUCCAAGCGGAGCUUGUUUGUUCGCCUGGUGCCGUGCCGCUGCUUGCGGGGUGAGGAGGAGACGGUAACAUCGCUAGACUACUCCCACUGCAGCCUGGAGACUGUUCCUAAGGAGAUCUUUAGCUUUGAGAAGACCCUGCAGGAACUCUACCUCGAUGCCAACCAGAUCGAGGAGCUGCCUAAACAACUGUUUAACUGCCAGUUACUUAACCGACUGAGCAUGCCAGAUAAUGACCUAACAGUGUUGCCGGCAGCGAUCGCAAACCUCAUCAAUCUCAGGGAGCUUGAUGUCAGCAAAAACAGUAUCCAGGAGUUUCCAGAAAACAUUAAGAAUUGCAAAGUCCUAGCUAUUGUAGAAGCCAGUGUGAAUCCCAUAUCCAAGCUCCCAGAAGGCUUCACUCAGCUGCUUAGUCUGACGCAGCUCUACCUGAACGAUGCCUUCCUAGAGUUCCUUCCAGCCAGCUUUGGCAGGUUGACCAAACUACAGAUCUUGGAGUUGAGGGAGAACCAGUUAAAGAUGUUGCCAAAAAGCAUGCAGAAGCUCACACAGCUGGAGAGGUUGGACCUGGGGAGUAAUGAGUUCACUGAAGUGCCUGAGGUGUUGGAGCAGCUGACUGGAAUCAAGGAACUGUGGAUGGACGGAAACAGACUGACAUUUUUACCUGGGAUGCUGGGGACGCUAAAAGAACUGGUAUAUCUAGAUGUGUCGAAGAACAACUUGGAGAUGGUGGAUGAACAAAUCUGCGGCUGUGAGAGUCUACAGGACCUGCUGCUGUCCAACAACGCCCUCACACAGCUUCCUGGCUCCAUUGGCUCCCUGAAGAAACUGACUGCACUCAAAGUGGAUGAAAACCAGCUGAUGUACUUACCAGACUCCAUUGGAGGGCUGACAUCAAUAGAUGAGCUGGACUGCAGUUUCAAUGAGAUUGAAGCCUUGCCCUCCUCCGUUGGCCAGUGUACCAGCAUUCGCACAUUUGCUGCAGAUCACAACUUCCUGACCCAGCUUCCCCCUGAGAUGGGCAACUGGAAGAAUGCAACUGUGCUGUUUCUACAUUCCAACAAGCUGGAGUCUUUGCCUGAAGAGAUGGGAGACAUGCAAAGGCUAAAAGUCAUCAAUCUAAGCAAUAACAAGUUGAAGAAUCUUCCCUACAGUUUCACUAAACUGAAUGAGAUGACUGCAAUGUGGCUUUCUGAAAAUCAAUCAAAGCCCCUGAUCCCGCUCCAGAAAGAGGAGGACCCAGAGACUCACAAAACCGUGCUAACCAACUACAUGUUCCCUCAGCAAACCAGGACAGAGGACUACAUUCCUAACUCUGACUCUGAGAGCUUCAAUCCGGCACUCUGGGAGGAACAACGCAAGCACCGAGCUCAGGUGGCCUUUGAGUGUGACGAGGACAAAGAUGAGAGAGAAACACCCCCGAGGGAGGGAAACCUGAAGCGCUACCCCACACCAUACCCAGAUGAGCUGAAGAACAUGGUAAAGACAGCCCAGUCAGUGGCUCACAGGCUGAAGGAAGAUGAAUUGAGUGACGAAACGGGGAAAGAUGCAAAACCAAUUGAGAGAAACCACAUUGGAGUGCAGGACGUGGGAGUUAAGGUGAUAGAGGCCCCCUGUCCCAAUGGUAUGGCAUCAGACAUGGAGCCACAAGUAUCUACUAAUACUUGUGUCCAAAAUCCCUCUGCACUUGAAUCAAAAGACACUUCUGAGUCUUACAGCUCUCAGAAAAUCCCACUCAAAUCUUCAGAGGGCUCUAUGAUGAACCAUGAGGACACACUAGAGGAUUCUGAGGAGCUAUCAGAUGAAGAAGAGGAGAUGAAAAUUGCAGAGAUGAGACCCCCUCUUAUUGAGAUUUCCAUCAACCAGCCUAAAGUAGUGACUUUAAGUAAGGACAAAAAAGAUGAUGGGAAAGACGCAGACUCUUUGCUGGAUGACACAGUGGCCAACAGCAACCAGAACAACAGUAACUGUUCAUCACCAUCACGCAUGUCGGACUCUGUGUCUCUGACCACAGACAGCAGUCAGGACAAUUCUCUGUGCACACCUGAGAGAGAGGCAAAGAUGCCUUUCCUACCAAAAACCCGGCAAGAGGAUGAGAAUAUGAACCAGCCUAAAGACACCACCCCGCUCCUCCAUAAUGGUAAUGGCUCUGAAACGUCCCUUCAGGCUCUUUUGAAAACUCAGCAGACACCGCCAGAGAAAAUGGGAGACUAUGACCUGUCCAUGGAAGCCAGACUGGCUUUCAUUGAGAAGGGAAUAAACAAUGGCAUGGGAGACGCUUACACAAAGUGGGACCAGAUCAACAUGAAUGUGACCAAGCUGCCAACUGACAACAUGGUUCAGCUGGAUGGGUUGGACAAAACCAAGAAUGGUUCAGUAGCCCAGGAGGACUUGGACAGCAAGCAGGGUUAUGGCAAUGACAAUGUGGAUCAUUUACAGAAUGGAAAUCAACAGGCCAGUGACUGCAUCAAUAGUCUGGGAAUCAAAAGCCAGGCGAUGAGCAUGGAGACAUCUGCUAUACAUGUGGCCUCGACAGGCGUGACAGCCAGCAGUGACAUGUCUCUGUCUCGUAGCACAGAGGAACUGUCUCCAGAGAAAAGGUGCCAUCCCCCACAGGUGAUGAAGUCUCACAGCAUCAGCAACAUAGAAACAGGGGGUAUGAAGCUGUACUCCUUCGAUGGGGAUGAUGACUCCUAUGACACAGCAGCAAUGACUAGAAUGGCAGGGGCUGGUCCAGGGCCAGGAACUCAGGGCCAGAGCAUCGUCAGGAGCAAGUCAGCCAGUCAACUACUCAAUGACCAGACUCUCAUGGUUUAUCCCAGCUCCUCUGCAUCUUCUUCAGACCUUCUCUCUUCUUCUAAGCCACCUGCCAGCACCAGCAGAUAUCCAGUCUCCUCCAGCAUGGCCAUGGGAAUCCCUCCUCCCCAGUACAACGUACAAUACACAAGCAGUGCCAUGCCUAAAGACGGCCUCUGGACCCAGAGGACGGCCAUGCCUCCAGAGCACCAAGGCUACCUCCCUCCUCCUCCACACUCACUAGCCAACACCAAUUUCUCAAACCGUAAUCAAGCACCUCCCUACCCUCUGCAGCCACAGCAGAGGGGGCCUUCCAUGGCUCCCAAACCUUCAGGGGAUAUGUGGGCGAAGGAGAGACUUCACACUACUGGUGGCCAGCAUCGAAGCAGCACUCUGCAGAGGCAAAGCAGCACCGCCUCCACAGCAUCCAUGGGUGACCCGAGACGCAUACAGGUGCCCGACGGGGAAUACAUGACAUACAGGGACAUUCACACCCUCGCCAGGGGGCCACUGGCAAUGAGCCAGGCCAUGCAGAGGCCCCUGUCCGCUCGCACUUACAGCAUUGACGUCCCUGGAGUCUCCAGGCCUGUGAGUGGCAGGCCACAGCCACACGAGCUUCCAGAAAGGACCAUGUCUGUCAGUGACUUCAAUUACCAGCACAGCAGCCCCAGCAAGAGGCCCAACACCAGGGUGAAGUCUGAGCACUCGCUCCUGGACGGGCCGGGACAGGUGCCAGGAGGAGUGGGAGCAGGAAGGGUGCCAACAGACUGGAGAGACCAGGUGAUGCGGCACAUCGAGGCCAAGAAAAUGGAAAAGAAUGCACUGUCUCGCUCCUAUAAUUCCAAUACCACUCCACUGAGCUGGUCUCACUACGGCAGCUGUAGGGAUAUGCAUGCCAGCCAAGGGUCCCUGGUCUUUAGUGCCAGGGAGGGACAGCCCUACGGAGCUCUGGGCUUCUGUGAUGAUGCUUUUGCUCCCCAAGGACUGCAAAGCUACACUCUGGACCCCCACAGAAAAGUGCCUUUGAUGAAUGGUCAGAUGGGCCCGUCUGUUCGUCCUCAGAUGAGCCAGGCAUCCAUGGCCCGUCACCCGUCUAGAGAGCAGCUCAUUGAUUACCUGAUGCUCAAAGUCUCCCAGCAGCCCCCGGGGCCUCCACGCGUUCCACACGACAGUCUGCAGCAGGAGAUCCGUGUGAAAGUGGAGAAGAAUCCAGAGCUGGGUUUCAGUAUAUCAGGAGGAGUGGGAGGCCGGGGAAAUCCCUUUCGACCCGAUGAUAAUGGUAUAUUUGUGACAAGGGUUCAACCUGAAGGACCAGCAUCCAAGAUUCUUCAGCCUGGGGAUAAAAUUAUCCAGGCGAAUGGAUACAGCUUUGUGAAUAUCGAUCAUGGGAAUGCAGUGUCCCUCCUGAAGACAUUUCCAAACACUGUGGAUUUGACUAUCAUAAGAGAAAUGCAAGCGUAGACUCAACUGAAACUGACCUCCAAGAGGGCGAGGAGAGGAGGGGCACAUGAGAGACGAACAGAGAAAUUUAUGGUGACUGUCAUAUUUUUAUACACAGAGAGACUGAUCUGUUGAUACAUGUUGGGACUAUUUAUAGUAAGAGAUCUCCAGAGGUCUUCAUAGCCUUGAUUAAACGGGGAAAACCACUGAAUGUAGUGGAUCGAAGUGAGACAGCAGCAAACAUCUACAAGUAUGUGUCCUCAAAAGGCCAUCACUGUGGUAUAUAUAUAUAUAUAUAUUUUUUUAUACAAAAGAAGCUGAAGAUAUGACGUGCUUUGAAGCAAAUAACGUACUGUGGUCUCUGUACAGAUCAUCCUUUUUCUUUAUUUAGUCCAAAACACAUCAACUCAUCUAUCAUGAAUUAGGUUUUAUUUGCGCAGAUGGACAUGAAUCUGACCACUAGGGGGCAGGGCUCCCUCUCUGUCAUCCAGUUUGCCUUUCUUUCUUUUCUUUUUUUUUGUUUUGGAACUUUUUAUUUAAGAAGUUGAAAGCAUCUUUUUUUUUUUUGUCUGCCGUGCGAUCUUAUCUGGAGGACAGUGUUAAGUGCUUGUCAUGUGGAGACGAAAGUAGAUCAAGGAGGAGUUUGGAGUUUGUUUUUUGGAGAGAUUUUUUUCCCCCUCUCCUCUGGUAAGAUGGAAGAGUCAAGAAGAAGAAGUCGUCCGCCCCUGCUUCCAUAAACCUACCAACAUCCUCCAGCUUACAGACUGUUCUGUCGUCAGUUCAUCCCAGAUGUUGGCGUAUCACAUCACCAGACCUGUACACACCUUUGCAAUAUAAAUGGAUCACAGUUUCUCAGAAGAAAUGCACUCUGCAUGUGGUCAUAUAAUGAGACAGGAAAACAGAAUCUAAAGUCACAUUUUGGGAGAGUAUGAGAUGUAGUUUGUGUUUGCUCAGCCUUAUUCUCUUUUGCCGAUUUUUACCCUUUUGUUUCAAGUCUAAAGUAAAAGUUGAACGUUUUGGGAAAUGUGCAUAUUUGCACUAAGGCAGAGUGUUUUAUAGAAGGGCUGAGACCAGAGGGACAAGAGCCGUGUCUCCCCAGUUUUAGUCUUUGAGGUAAACUUAAGCUAGCAAAUAUCUGUAUUUCCACACAGAUUGAUGUGGAGGUUAUGCUAGUUAACCAAAGCAAGUUCAGCAAUUGUGAAUAGAAAGUAAAAGCAGGCGAUAAUUUGAGAAAGAUUUCUGAAUGAGGUCGAUGUUUCACUCGUGUUUUUAUUUUCAAGGGCUUCUUCAUUCAGGCAGCCAUAGGUGAGAUGAGUGGGUUUCAACAAUGUGGCAGUUUUUUGUUUUUGUUUUUUUUAACAUGGGAGAAGACCACAGGUUGCCUUUUGUGUCAAUGAAAAUGUUUUAUCAUGCUUUUUACACAUCACUUUGGAGCAAUCCCUUUUUUGUGUGUUUCAUUGCUGUACAGAGAAUAGAGUUGGGAGAAGCAAGUUGUCAAGUGCCAUAGACCUUGAACUGUUUGAACAGGGGAGGACCUUAGACCCCAGAACCCAAGCAAUAUUCCUAUAUUCACAACCUUCUGAGUACAUCUGAGUACACAUUUGCAGCAUAAUGGCUUAAAAGCAAUAUUCAAAGCCUUUAUUUUCAUUCACAAAAUAUCAUUUUUUUGAAGCAAAACACAACCUUUUAGUAAUCCCUGAUGAUUUUACAUGAUUUUUAUAUUGUGAAAAGAGUCUCUUUUUUUGUAACGAAGCGGCACGGGAAUAUAUAUGGUAGUGCUUAAAACAAAACAAAAAAAAGAUAUCUCUGCAUUGUGUAAAGGUUUGUCACUUUGCCUGAGACUUUUUACUGUGUUGUGGAGAAUACAGUCUCUCCUGAUGCUCACGUGUGAAAUAAUCAACUGUCGACUAAAACUAAUCCAGUUAAAGCUGCGUUUUAAAAGUACUGCGUCAGAAGGACAACUGUGGUUUUUUUAAGGUGGUGUCAUCAAGUUUUAAUUCUUCAGCCUGUUAAUAUUUAUUCAAUGGUACAGUGAUUAAUUAUUCAGUGAGACGUGUUUCCAAAAGAAGUGGAAAUGAUAAAAUUCUCAUGAUAAGUUAUGGCCCCAUAAUUUCCAGCAUUACAUUUGUGACCACUGAAUUUUUUGUACGAUAUAUAUUAGCAUUUUAAUCCUACAGUGUUUUAACAAAUAGCAUUCCUCAACAUGUUGACAGUAGAUGGUGUCGUUUGCUGUACUCUUCUUGUAUGUAACAAAGUUUGAUCUGUAUUUUAUGCUCAUGGCACUGGCAAACCAAAAUGAAAACACUGUGGACAUGAACUAAAUUUUUAUCCCUUUAAUAAUAACGAUGAUGAUAAUAGUUAUGCUGCUUAAAGGUAGCAGUUCUAAAUGAAGUUGUACCAUUCAGUUUUUAAACUCAUUCUAAUGUUUUACAGGCAAAUGACAACAUAUGUGCAUUUCCAAAAAAAAAAAAUAAAAAAUCACACAGCAUAUUGUAUUUUACACAGAUGAAAUUGUUGAUUGUAUUUGUUUUAAUUUUGUUGGUGAUUUUUGUUGACUUUUAAAACUAGGGGGAAGAAUUUCUGGGCUAAUGGUCACUUUAUAUUCAUGGCAAAUUUAAAAAAGUCUGAAAUUGUAGACAAUCUAGGGAGAUAAAAUAUGUUUUCACACUUUCUUCAUCCAUGUUGGUUUGUUUCUUAAGCUCCCAUAUUGUUCUUAUUUAUUUAGCAGUCUUCUGUGGAAUUUUAGACCUUACUAAUCAAUCUGUAAAUACUCCAAAACAUUUGAGAAAAGAGUUAAUAAUGGCAUUAGUGACUUGCGAUUGUAAAACCAGCAAUAAAUUGCAAUGCAGAGGCACCCAUUUUAAUGUAUAGCUAGUAUUUCUAAGGUUUCUCUGGAAACAGUCACAGUGAGAUGAUGAUUGAUAUGCAUUUAUCCAACAUUCCAGAUUUUGUACAUAAUUACCUGAUUCUGAAGUAACCUGUGGAAAAUAAACUAAUGCUGUUUAACACUGA
Amphiprion ocellaris (clown anemonefish) is the source of this 7987-nucleotide messenger RNA. It is a transcript of the gene erbin, whose product is annotated as erbb2 interacting protein. The coding region runs from base 740 to 4996 and encodes 1418 amino acids. Gene Ontology annotation, cellular component: adherens junction; postsynaptic membrane; postsynaptic density. The transcript has 27 exons. Gene Ontology annotation, biological process: neurotransmitter receptor transport postsynaptic membrane to endosome; neurotransmitter receptor transport, endosome to postsynaptic membrane. The record is from RefSeq and is a predicted model, not a curated record. Lineage: Eukaryota; Metazoa; Chordata; Actinopteri; Pomacentridae. Gene Ontology annotation, molecular function: protein binding.